This is a messenger RNA of Echinostoma caproni, 1041 nucleotides long. The record is from the annotation of a GenBank genome assembly. NCBI's taxonomy places the organism in Eukaryota, Metazoa, Platyhelminthes, Trematoda, Plagiorchiida, Echinostomatidae.
AUGACCACCUCAGUUCGCGUAUUGGCAUUCUCCGGCACCUAUCACAGUGGUCGUUUGUCCGAAACCGUGGAAAUCGUCACGAUGGAUGUAGUGCUGUCUUUCGGGGUGCUUUUCAACCUGUACACCACAUUUGCUCUCACACGAACCCCAAUCAAUUCCCUCCUGUCCAAACUGCUAUUGUAUAAUCAGAACGCGCUGGAUGGGUCCUAUUGUUUUGUGAUCAUAGUGGUAAUCUGUUCACACAAUUUCACUCUGUUCUCACCACCAGGCAAUCCCAUCCCUUUUGUCUGUUACAUACUUCAGAGUGGUUUCUUGAACGUGUUUUGUCGUACCAUGGUCGUUUGUAACAUUGUUUGCCAGUGUGCUGAUCGCUUCUGGGCGGUGAUCUAUCCGAGAUCGUAUCGGAUUCAUACAAAGCGUUAUAUUAUUGUGUGCUAUCUGGGCAUUCCUUUGUACUCCGCUUGUGCUUCCCUGUCCCGAGCGUUCCUAACAGUCAUUGUCGAUGGCCACUGUGAUCAUCAUACCUCAUCAAUUACUGAGCGUGUGGUUACCACAUUUGACACGGUGUUCCGUUAUGGGAUCCCGGUCAUUCUAAUGAUCUCACUCAACAUUACGGUGAUGAGGAAAUUACGUCGAACUAGAUUGCCAAGCGAUGCCCCACCGGUGGCCAGUAUCCAGUCCACAACGGAUCUGACCACGGACAAGGAUCAGCACGAGAAAUCGUCGGCAAACAAGGUGCUGGCCGCGCAAAAGGCCAUAUUGAUCAAUACUGUGGUUCUGAUGAGUGAAUUGAGCAUUCUACAAGUUGUCGGGAUCACGAUGAAUGUGUUGGACGCACUUGAUGUGAUUGAUUUCAGUGUGGACUCGCGCGCUCGUCUGUAUUUCAUGUUUCUUCUAUCCACCUUCUCUGCGAUCAAUCCUUUUCUAACCAUUUUGUCAAUGAAAUCCCUGCGAUUGACCAUCAUUCAUCAAUGGAGGGAAAUCAUCACGGUUACCCGCAGCAUGAUAAUGGGAUGCUAUAAAAGGUGCCCGACCAUCUAG